Hypoxylon trugodes is the source of this 2606-nucleotide messenger RNA. RefSeq lists its product as uncharacterized. Gene Ontology annotation, biological process: DNA-templated transcription; regulation of DNA-templated transcription. NCBI's taxonomy places the organism in Eukaryota, Fungi, Ascomycota, Sordariomycetes, Xylariales, Hypoxylaceae. The record is from RefSeq and is a predicted model, not a curated record. Gene Ontology annotation, molecular function: DNA-binding transcription factor activity, RNA polymerase II-specific; DNA binding; zinc ion binding. The transcript is spliced from 3 exons. Bases 456 to 2279 code for a protein of 607 amino acids.
CCACCACAUUAUCAAGCACAUCCCGUCAACAUAAUUUUCCCCCUCCAUCCCGUGCUGUCCGCCCCACUACAGGGCUGACGGCCAAGAUAUUUCCACCGCUGACACCAGCCCAAGGGGGGGCCCAUGGGCCUCGUUGUCGGGUCCUCUCCAGAGAACCGUACCUCCGUACACAGCCGCUUGCUGCUGUCUGGACCCAUUUAAUGCCUUUAGAACCCUGCUCCUGACGGACACUUGUCAGAACUAAAUGUGAAGCUUGCUCUCAGCUCUCAUUAUAUACAUUAGCAUGAGAAGUCGCUCAUCGGCUUUGCAGUUUGUCAACCGUGCUUAUGCCGCGUUUCUAAUCUUCCCAACGGACCACGAACGGAAGUUCGGCGCGUUCAAAUACCUAUGGUCGCAAAUUCAUCGGCGAUCGCUGUACCAAUCCGGCAAAUCCCGUUCGCAUCGUUGACGGCCUCAUGGUGAUGAGUCGAGACAGUGACAAUACGGCAGGCAGCCUUAGCCGGCAAGGUUCCGCGGCCUCGUCGCCUGAAGGUUCGGAAUCAAAGGCUGCCAAUCGGUCCAAGGCAAAUAUACGGGUUUCGUUAGCAUGCGUUCAGUGCCGAAGCAAGCACGUCAAAUGCGACGCCACACUACCCGCAUGUAAUCGCUGCCAGCAAGAAGACAAGCCUUGCUAUUAUGCAAAAUCAAGACGCGGCAUUCGCGAUCCCAAAAAACGGAGUUUAAUAUCGGACAAGCCACCAGCCACUUCAGCAGGGACCUUUUUAUCAACGCCGGGUCUCUCAUCUCAAGCACCAUCGGUCCAAUCCCUUAACGAUGUACCCAGCGGUUGGACUGUUCAUUCAACGCCAUCCACUACGAGUGUCUCACCUAAGAGCGAGAAGGAGUUAUUACUCGAUCUAUUCUACAGUUUUUUUCACCCUAGUUACCCGUGUCUUCCGCCCAAACGAGUCUUCUUUAACCAGGUAGAAACCGACCCGAAUUCUUACCACUUUUUGCUCGCAGUCGUCAACUAUUGCGGGUCGCUUUACACAACUCAAGUCCCAUCGGAUGACUUGAGAGAGGCAGCUUUUUCUGCAGCAUGUGGGUCGUUACCCUUCACAGUGCAGUCCGUGCAAGGGCUUCUCAUUCUGAGUAUUGCCGCUUUCGGAGAGAUGAAAUUUGAGCACCACGCUGGAUGGGCCAACAGAGCGGUCACAAUAGCCGUCGAACUCAGGAUGAACCAUAAAUCAUUCGCUGAUGGCACGUCCAAUCCUGUACUUGCGGAAAGCUACCGUAGAACAUGGUGGUGCUUAACUUUCCAAGACUCAACUCGAAACUUAUGCGAUGUAGGGUCUACACUCUCCAUCGCAGAUGUGGAUUCCGAUGUAGAUUUACCUUGUGAAGAAUGGGAAUAUGAAUCAGGGAUUAUACCUCAGCCUAUUUCUCAAUCACAAUACGAGACACAGGUCAACCUAGGACGCGCCGAUUUCUCUUCGAUGGCAUACCUCAUUGAUAUCUGUAAGAUUCAAACUGAUUUGGUCUUACCCUACAAUGAAGCCCCGGAAGACAAAAAGGCAGAGAUAUUCGAGCGAGCGGAUUCUCGAAUCUGCGAUUGGCUACGGCGCGUCCCCAAAUGGAAGAUGAAUUUAGUCGAUCCAGAUGGCAUGGUUGACGUGAUACUUUACCAUGGUCUUGCCAUUGCGCAUGAAAACAGACUGCGUCUUAGACAAUCGGCCCCGAGAAGUGGCCUCAAUAUUCGGGAAUACUUUCCCUUAGGCCCAGCGAAAGGCCCCGACCGUAAGGGGCAAAUUGUCAAAGGAUUUGGUUGGAGCUCUCACCCUAUUGACAUCCAGGCCGCCAAUGGAUAUUGUGACCUGUUCCGACAUCCCUUCCCAACAAUGAAUCUGCGCGCCGUAUUUGCGACCGGCACACUCCGAGUUUUGCUCGCUUAUUUGGAUGCCUGUGUUUUCCUUGGACUGGAUUCGCCAGUUUUUCGAGAACGAAUCAACAGGCUCGUACAAAUACUCACAACACAUGGGGAAACGUGGCCGCUUUCGCGUAAAAUUGCGGAUGACAUCAAAAUGGUCGCAAAGGAAUACCUGACUCCACGAAUAAGUCGGAGUUGGCGACCGGGUAUCUCAGAAUCUGAAGCAUGGGCUGCGGUUUCGAGCUCUCUCUUGAAUGAAACGCCAACUCUCGCUUCUGACUUCAGUUUUGAACCAUACCCACAGGUUUACCAAGUGGAAGGCUGGGCCGUCCAUGAUAACUGGCCAGCCAAUCUCAAUAUAUACCAACCAUGAAACAAGGCCGUCUACUCUUUGAAUGGGAAUGCAUAGCGGGGGAGGGUUAUCUUACUACAUGGCACCGGAAAUAAGGGAAUUUCCGGCGGUGUAACGAUGGGUAAGGGUCCGUAUACGACACGGAGGUGAUCUCUGUCCAGUCUAGGUGUAUUAUGAUAGGUUACACCUUGGAUAUUCAAAUGGAUGUCCCGUUAGGAAUCACGGGGGGAACGCGGGACUAGAGCAAGAUAAUGGUUGUAACCCUUUAUGAAUUUCUUAGUAGUAUGGAUACCAAACAUGCCUCGUACAAAUAUAAUAAACAUUGAUUGACGUUUGUUAUUUUCCUAA